UUGCUUUGCUGCAUUUCCUCUCUGACGGCGUUCCAGCGACGCGAGACGAAAAUCAACACGCCUGACAUUCGACUCCGGAUUCUGGCUUUUUCUAUUGACAUAUUCCAGUUGACUGCAACAAUAAUCGCAGUUCUUCUUUUUCCAUAACAGUGAAGUUAUAAUCCCAUAAUGGGUGACAUCAAGGCAUUUCUGCAUCAAUGGUGUGCCAAGAAUUCAACGGAGCCGUCAUUCGAAGUCAGGCCCACUGGACCCAAACAUCGUCAGCGUUUCCUCUGUGAGCUACGCGUAAAUGGCUAUGAUUAUGUUGCCGUUGGUAAUUCCACGAAUAAGAAAGAUGCCCAAGGAAACGCUUCCCGGGAUUUUGUCAAUUACCUAGUGCGUAUAGGAAAGGUCAAUGCCAAAGAUGUGCCAGCUGACUUACCUGCAGCUGGAGGAGCAGGAUCAGGAGAAGGAUUAAUUGGUGGUGCCAUUAAUAUUAACACCCCAAGCAGACCAGUAUUUAGAGAUGGCAUGACUCCAAAUGAUUUUGGUCAAGCCUACAGACCGUACAAUGAGAGAGGAGAAAAAGACUACACAUAUAUCGAUAGAUUGGCUGAUCAGAAGAGGGUUGAAGAAGCAGAAGAUGUAGACGUCAAUGCUAGCAUUCACGGAAAUUGGACCAUUGAAAAUGCUAAAUCUAAGCUUCACCAAUUUAUGCAAAUUAAUAAGCUUAAUUCUGAUUAUAAAUAUACACCAGUGGGACCAGAUCAUACCAGAUAUAUGAACUAUGUGCUCCAAUUUGGUCUUGGUUAAUUUGGAAACUUGGAGUUUCAUGGCUGAAAUGAGUUUCUAUGUUAAACAGCUUAAUAGAACUAUUACUGGAAGAGAGACUGGAUCCAAUAAGCAGACAGCAUCCAAAAGCUGUGCUUUAUCAAUAGUGAGGCAGUUGUUUCACUUGGGUGUUAUUGAAGCAUUCACUGGAACCUUGAAGACUAAAAAAGAAGGAGAUCAAAUGAAACCUUACACAGUGAAGAUUUCUUCUGAUGUUAUAAAUGAGUUGAAAUCUCUUUUGGAUGCUUUGGAGAUCUCUCCAAUCAAUGUGCACGAGCCACCAUAUCCCAGGCCAGAUGCACAAGGCACCUCAGAAGGUGGAAGUCAGGCAAUCAAUCUAAUUACAGACCAUGUUCUAGAAGAUUUUAUCUCUUCCAAACCUCAACCAGCGGGCGUUGUGAGCUGGUCUCCGCCUCAGCAGAACUGGAAUCCCUGGACCGGCUGCAACAUUGACGAAGGCCCAUUGGCGUCAAUGCCGCUUGAUCAGCUAUCUGAUGAUAUCAUGAAGGAGGCUCGCGACCGCAUGCAACAGUCAAACGAGCUGCAGAUGAGCAAUGUGAACCGAGCUAAGCUGCCGGUAUUCGCUAAGAAGCACGAAAUCAUGGACGCUAUUAAUGAGAAUCCUGUCAUCAUUAUCCGUGGUAACACUGGUUGCGGUAAAACCACUCAAGUUUGUCAGUUCAUCCUCGACGACUAUAUCUCCACGGGACAGGGUGCCUACUGCUCCAUAGCUGUGACGCAACCUAGGAGGAUUUCCGCUGUUUCGGUGGCUGAUCGUAUCGCAGUUGAGAGGUGCGAACCCCUAGGACAGAGCGUUGGGUACUCCGUUCGUUUCGAAUCCUGUCUACCUAGGCCCUAUGCCAGCAUCAUGUUCUGCACCGUUGGCGUAUUGCUUAGGAAAUUAGAGGGAGGCUUAAGAGGUGUAUCUCACGUAAUUGUCGACGAAAUUCACGAGCGCGACGUGAACUCUGACUUCAUCAUGGUCGUGCUCAGAGACAUGAUUCACAUGUAUCCUGAUCUCAGAAUCAUUCUUAUGUCAGCUACGAUCGACACUUCUCUCUUCAGCAAGUACUUUGGCGACUGCCCUGUAAUUGAAAUUCCGGGUAGAGCUUAUCCAGUCCAGCAAUACUUCCUUGAGGACUGUAUAGAAAUGACCAAGUUUGUACCCGUGUUAGAGUCGAAAAAGCGCAAGUCUCGCAGCAACGAUAAUGACGACUUGCCUACCGAUGAAGUAGAGGAAAAUCUUAAUAAGAAUGUCGGCGGUAAUUAUAGCGUUCAAACCAAGAACGCUAUGGAACAGCUGACCGAAAAGGAAAUCAGCUUUGAGCUCAUUGAGAGCCUGCUUCGUUACAUCAAGGACCAGAAUAUUCCAGGUGCCGUUCUAAUCUUUCUGCCUGGCUGGAAUUUAAUCUUUGCUCUUAUGAAGCACCUCCAGCAGCAUCCGCUCUUCGGUGGUGUUGAUUACGUUAUCAUUCCACUACACUCGCAGCUGCCUCGUGAAGAUCAACGCAAAGUCUUCGAUCCUGUACCUCCAGGCAAGACAAAGAUUAUUCUGACAACAAACAUUGCAGAAACAUCCAUUACUAUCGAUGACGUUGUUUACGUGAUUGAUUCAUGCAAGGCCAAAAUGAAGCUCUUUACCUCUCAUAACAAUAUGACGAACUACGCAACUGUCUGGGCUAGCAAGACCAACUUAGAGCAGAGAAAAGGUCGCGCUGGUCGUGUGCGCCCUGGUUUCUGCUUCCAUCUUUGCUCAAAGGCCAGGUAUGAAAGGAUGGACGAACAUAUGACUCCUGAAAUGUUCCGUACUCCGCUGCAUGAAUUGGCUCUCAGCAUCAAGCUGCUGAGACUGGGAAGCAUCGGACAGUUCUUGUCCAAAGCUAUUGAACCACCGCCUAUCGAUGCUGUCAUCGAAGCCGAGGUCAUGUUGAGAGAAAUGAAAUGUUUGGACAAAAACGACGAGCUAACACCUCUUGGUAAGAUCUUAGCUAGACUGCCGAUCGAACCACGUCUUGGUAAGAUGAUGAUCCUCGGCUGCAUGUUCCGCGUGGGCGACGCUCUUUCAACUAUGGCAGCCAACAGCUCAACUUUCCCGGAGGUUUAUAACAUGGGACCAGAAAUGCGUCGUUUGACACCUCAACAAAGAGCUUUCGCUGGCGCUCGUUACAGUGAUCACGUUGCAAUGUUACACGUGUUCCAGUGCUGGGAGGAGGCCAGGACCGGAGGAGAGUACGCUGAAAACGCUUUCUGUGACUCGAAAAACGUCAGUCUACCUACCCUUCGUGUCACUUGGGAAGCAAAGCAUCAAUUGCAAGCCCUUCUAAUAAGUGCUGGAUUCCCAGAGGAAACUUUGUGUCCAACACCUCUCAAUUAUCAGGCUGGUGCUGACCCACGACUUGAUACUAUUACAGCUUUACUUUGCAUGGGUCUCUAUCCCAAUGUGUGUUACCACAAAGAAAAAAGGAAAGUUUUGACCACCGAAUCUAAGGCUGCCCUCAUCCAUAAGACUUCUGUUAACUGCAGCAACUUUGAACAAAAUUUCCCAUACCCCUUCUUUGUUUUUGGCGAAAAGAUUCGUACAAGAGCAGUAUCUUGUAAACAAAUGACGAUGGUAUCUCCCCUUCAUUUACUGCUCUUUGGUUCUCGCAAGGUGGAAUACGUAGAUAAUUUAAUUAAACUAGACAAUUGGAUCAAUCUGGAUAUGGAUCCGGAGCAUGCAGCGGCUAUUGUUGCGCUUAGACCAGCUUUAGAGAGUUUGGUAGUUAAAGCAGCCAAAGAUCCGGAAACUAUUCUGGAACUCACUCCUUUGGACGAUAAGAUUGUAAGUCUCGUGCGAACGUUGUGUGGCAUGAAUACAUGCCGUCACGAGAUGGAACCUAUCACCGGUGGUGGUUUCGCAAGCAGACGUCCACCUCGAGGACACAUGACCGGCAUGGGUCCCAACCGAAACUUUAACAAUGACGUAGGUCCACCACCCAAGCUAAUGGCCAUGGAUUCUGGAUACCGAGGCGGCAAUGAUGGCGAUGGCUACAGUGGGGGCGGUGGUAGUUACAGAGGAGGAUACGGCGGCGGCGGUGGCGGUGGUGGUUACAGAGGUGGAUACGGAGGCGGCGGUGGCUACAGAGGAGGAUAUGGAGGUGGCGGCUUCCGUGGCAGGGGAGGUGGCGGAUUCCGCGGACGAUACUAAUAUCUACAUUACUUUAUUUAUACUGUAGCUUUUUUUAAAGAAAUUUGUAACGAGAUACAAAAAAAUAUUACACUUCCUCAUUUGUUCACCUUGUUCUGACAUGAAUUUUGAAUUAGAUAACUGAUAACUCAAUAGGUAAAAUGAGCAAAAUUAUUAUCUGUACACCAUUGAAUAUUUACUUGUGACAAGUAUUAUUCGCGUGAUCAAAAAUAAUUUCUGUACAAAAUGUAUUAAUGUACCUACAUUCUUUGUAGUGUGACUAAGUCAAUAAAUAUAUAAAUCCUAGACUAAAA
Nasonia vitripennis (jewel wasp) is the source of this 4290-nucleotide messenger RNA. It is a transcript of the gene mle, whose product is annotated as dosage compensation regulator. Gene Ontology annotation, cellular component: nucleolus; ribonucleoprotein complex; intracellular anatomical structure. NCBI's taxonomy places the organism in Eukaryota, Metazoa, Arthropoda, Insecta, Hymenoptera, Pteromalidae. Gene Ontology annotation, biological process: positive regulation of transcription by RNA polymerase II; regulation of mRNA processing. The coding region runs from base 767 to 3997 and encodes 1076 amino acids. The record is from RefSeq and is a predicted model, not a curated record. Gene Ontology annotation, molecular function: double-stranded RNA binding; ATP binding; 3'-5' DNA helicase activity. The transcript is spliced from 11 exons.